AUGCCGCCCAGAAGGGGCAAAUGGCCUUCUCCAGGACCCAAGUCUUCACGUGGUCGGCCUGCAGCACACCGAGGCAAACUGCGAGACUUCUUGCCCGCAACUGCCAACACAGGCUUUCAGUCAAACGGAUUCUCUAUGAAAGAUGAGGCGAAGCAUACGGCAUCCCAUCAAUUCUCAUCACUUUGGGGCUCGGGAGAUGCUCAGCUUCGGCAGAAGCCCGUCACGUUUGUGAGCGCCGGGGUCGUGGAACCUCUCAAGGAAGCACGGCCAUCCGACGAUGCGCCAGCAGCCCUCACACCCGAGGGUUCUUUUCGGGAUCCCACGGAGGGAACCAGCGGCACCGUCGAGGUGGAAAAUGCAGACACUCAGACAGGGGCCAUUCAUGUUGAAACCUCGACCGAAAGCACCCUCGAAACCAUGAGACAAGAAACCACUAUGGCCGAGCCGCUUACGCAAAAACAGUCAAUUGAUAAUCUAGGCAAACAGUUAAAGACACCAGUAAACGAAACUGCGGGUUUGUUUUUCUUUGAUCUCGCAGAGGACGAACCCAUGAUGGACCACACCGUUCCGCCUCCGAAAAUCCCAAGUCCGAGAUCCUCAUUCUCUGGAUCGGAUUCGAGCGAAGAGGUUAUUCUCUUUAAGGGUCGGACUGCGAACGGCCAUGCAACUGCUCAGAAAAACAAAGUCAUCAGUCCCAGCUCUAUGACUGCACUCUCCACGGAGUUGACGCAGCACAAAUCCGAGACAAUUGUGGGUGCAAGAAGUCCAAUUCCUCGAGCUGUUGCGCAUCCAACCCGCUCUUCCCGUGGGCGACCACGGCCUCGGAAGAAGCGCUCGCGGAUUCCAAAGGCCCUGGACAAUGGGGACGAGGACGAGGACGCAAUAUUGGCCGAUUACAUUGACAAUAUGGCGGCAGACUCGGACAACGACUACAUCGAAAGUCAAUUCCAGUUUGCCGCCGGCCGUCGAGACCUCGGUGGCGACGAUGAUGCAGUCAAUUUCGGUUUCAGCAACGACAAAUCACCUAUGGACGACGAUGUACUGAACGAGGAGGGAGAAGAGUGUCGAGGCUCCGACUUAAGCGAUGCCGAUGUUGACGACCUUGUGAAUUGGGAUGACGGUCAGAAAGACUCGGAGGCAGAUAUGGACGAUGAGACACUUGCCCGACUUCUCGCUAAACAGGAAGAACUUGGGCUGGGAGGCGACGAUCUCUUGCUUUACUCCGGCUCGUUUGUCAAUAACGAUAAUAAAACGGCAUCGAGAAAGCGCCCCGUCAGAGCAGGCACGAGCCGUGGUGUGCGUGAACCCGCCAGCGCUACCCAGGUUGCGGAUGCGCUCGAUAAUUUGGAUCUUGCCGACUGGGGCCAGCUCACCGGGCAGACGCGCAAACGACGUAGCAAGCAACCCCCUCACUUUGCAGUGUCUGACUCGGAGAUUGAGGCAACCUUGAAUACUGCCUGGUUGCGAGACCGGGAGCGAAAAAAGAGCCGCAAGUUGGAACGCGAGGCUCUCCGCGCCAAGGGGUUGUUGGGCAAAAAUGUCGACCCCGAUGACCUGCGAGUCAAGUAUAUGUCAGGCAUGAAGCUGGACGAUAUGAAACUUGAGCUGACUUCCUUUCUCCUCGGCUCCGCUGAGCGUCUCGACUUUCCCCCCCUUGAUAAGCAUGCGCGGAAGAUUCUCCACGAGCUCGCAAAUAAGUUCAAGGUCAAGUCACAGUCCAUUGGCAAAGGCGACCAACGCCGUCCUGUACUUUAUCGGACGAACCGAACCGUCCGGUACACGUCGACUCGAGCUGAAGAUGCGACUAGUCAUGUUAACCAAGCGGCAUCGCACAUCCAUCGUAAAUACUUCCACCGUGUCGACCUCAAGGGUCCCAGGACCGAAUUCCCAAGAAACACGGGUGGAGACCGGUCCGGACACAAGGCACUCGCACUCCAGGAGGGAGAAAUUGUGGGGGGCUCGGUCCCAGAGCUUGGCCAGGAAAACAAGGGGCGUAACAUGUUAGAAAAGAUGGGCUGGAGCAAGGGCAUGUCGCUGGGCGCGCUGGACAACCAGGGUAUACUUGAACCUGUGGCACAAGUCAUGAAGCGUUCCAAGGCGGGUCUCGGAUAA
This is a messenger RNA of Chaetomium globosum CBS 148.51, 2112 nucleotides long. RefSeq lists its product as uncharacterized. Gene Ontology annotation, molecular function: nucleic acid binding. Lineage: Eukaryota; Fungi; Ascomycota; Sordariomycetes; Sordariales; Chaetomiaceae. Bases 1 to 2112 code for a protein of 703 amino acids. The record is from RefSeq and is a predicted model, not a curated record. The transcript is spliced from 3 exons.